AUGAACGUCAUGAAUUCAGUGACUGACAAGAUUAGUGUAGAGAGGGGAUAUGGAUCUUUUCAAGGCAAUGAAGGUCCUUCAAUGGUGCAAAACAAGGGGCCUCCUUCCCUGGCCAUCAAGAAGGACCGCCACAUAAAGGUCAAUGGGAGAGACCGCCGUGUUCGUCUAUCACCAAUGUCUGCUGCUCGCAUCUUCCAACUCACCCGUGAGCUCGGCAAGAAGACAGAUGGUGAGACCAUCGAAUGGCUCCUACACAAGGCUGAGCCAGCCAUCAUUGCCGCCACUGGCACCGGCGUUAUGCCUUCCACCACCUGCAUGGCCAACACUGCCACCACCGCCACCACCUGCAUGGCCAAUACCACCGUCUCUGAGCCACCAGACCCAAUUCCUGAUGAGGAUGCCAACUUAGUCAGAGGUGCUGCCUCUCCAACUACAGAGGAGCAUAUUUCACUCUUCCCUUUCGACUUUGAUUCGGCGCAGUCUGAUUUAGGAUUUCUUGACAAUUAA
Messenger RNA from Sphenostylis stenocarpa, 507 nucleotides. Lineage: Eukaryota; Viridiplantae; Streptophyta; Magnoliopsida; Fabales; Fabaceae. The record is from the annotation of a GenBank genome assembly.